CGAGGCGCGUCCCGGAGGAUAGCCUGGCGCACCCAGCCGGGCCUGCGGGCAUCUGCUGCGCGUCCCGCCCAGGGCUCGGCGCCGCCGCCUCGAGCACUGCCUCGAUGUUCCAGCUGCCCAUCCUGAAUUUCAGCCCCCAGCAAGUGGCCGGGGUAUGCGAGACCCUGGAGGAGAGUGGCGACGUGGAGCGCCUGGGUCGCUUCCUCUGGUCGUUGCCCGUGGCCCCGGCGGCCUGCGAGGCCCUGAACAAGAAUGAGUCGGUGCUGCGCGCCCGGGCCAUCGUGGCCUUUCACGGCGGCAACUACCGCGAGCUCUACCACAUCCUGGAGAACCACAAGUUCACCAAGGAGUCGCACGCCAAGCUGCAGGCUCUGUGGCUGGAGGCGCACUACCAGGAGGCCGAGAAGCUGCGUGGCCGGCCACUGGGGCCGGUGGACAAGUACCGGGUGCGGAAGAAGUUCCCGCUGCCACGCACCAUUUGGGACGGCGAGCAGAAGACGCACUGCUUCAAGGAGCGCACGAGACACCUGCUACGCGAGUGGUACCUGCAGGACCCGUAUCCCAACCCCAGUAAAAAGCGGGAGCUCGCCCAGGCCACUGGACUGACCCCCACGCAGGUGGGCAACUGGUUCAAGAACCGCCGACAAAGGGACAGAGCGGCAGCAGCCAAGAACAGGCUUCAGCAGCAGGUGCUGUCCCAGGGCUCCGGGCGAGGGCUGCGGGCCGAGGACGAGGGCACGCCCGAGAUGCUGGGCGGUGCGGUGAGUCCAGCCGCCAGUCUGUCCAGCAAGGCGGCCACCUCGGCGAUCUCCAUCACGUCCAGUGACAGCGAAUGCGACAUCUGACCCAGGAGGUUCACAAACAGAAUCUGGUGGAAAACAAACCGAAUAAAAUGAAAAAUGAGAGG
This is a messenger RNA of Elephantulus edwardii (Cape elephant shrew), 907 nucleotides long. It is a transcript of the gene SIX6, whose product is annotated as SIX homeobox 6. Gene Ontology annotation, cellular component: transcription regulator complex; nucleus. The coding region runs from base 105 to 845 and encodes 246 amino acids. The transcript has 2 exons. Lineage: Eukaryota; Metazoa; Chordata; Mammalia; Macroscelidea; Macroscelididae. Gene Ontology annotation, molecular function: RNA polymerase II cis-regulatory region sequence-specific DNA binding; DNA-binding transcription factor activity, RNA polymerase II-specific. The record is from RefSeq and is a predicted model, not a curated record. Gene Ontology annotation, biological process: regulation of transcription by RNA polymerase II; eye development.